GUUGCAUCAGAUUAGUUCGUCAUCUCAUAGUUAGGAAAGAUGGCGUCGGAAGAUCCACAACGUUGUUACUCAAUAAAUAGUCUUCAGAAACAAUUUUCUGAAUGAAUGUGCCGGGUUGCACCGAGUAUUUUAAAGUGUGACUCGCACCCGUGACUCGCUGGCGAGGUGAUAUAUUGGAGGGAUCUGCAGCAGACAGCCUCCAAACCUCACUUCGACCAGCAGCCCCUUCAGCCUCUGAGGCCUAGCUGGGCUAAGUAUGGUCUUUCACAUUUAUGACUUUCUGUACGACAUCAUUGAGGAUCUAACGGGCGAUGAACAAACAAUGCAUCUGGAACAGACGCUUUUUGACGCCAAUGUAAAAUAUACAGAUAAGAUACAAAAAUUAACACAAGCAUGGACGUUCCUCAAACACAAUUGGGGUCGGGUGAGCCAGGUGACCUCACGGGAGCAGGAAGACUAUGCCAAGUCACUGAUGGGGAAUUCUGUACAGAUGUUACUUCGAGCAGAAUGGAAAACUGUAGCUGCAGCAUUAAAAGGCCACCUGAAAAGGCAGAUUGUGGCAUUUGCCCAGAAUUUAAAAUCCAAGGACGAACAUCUUGCCUCACGGUGCCAUUUAAUUUCCCUCCUGUUGGAUGAUCCAUGGGGCGAUCAGGUGCUUAAAGACAUUCUUCAAGACAAACCUUUUGACGACACUGCAGCUCUUAAUUUACUGAAGGCAGACCGUCACAUUUUAAGAACAAGGUUGAACAUUCUCUGUGAAGAUAAAAACUGCUUUGAACUGGCACAAAAGUUAGCAGCUGUUGUUUGGUUGUUCUACAAGCGGGACAGAAAUCUCUUGUCCUUCUUCAGUGAUGAGGACCUUCAUUAUAUAUUAGACUUGCAUUUAAUCUUGCUGGUGAGGCAGGGCAAACAAAAUAAUAUCAUUACUCAGAUGAAAGAGUUGCCCAUGCAGCAAGGUGCACAGUUUAUCAAAAGGCUGAAGCAGCACCAUUAUCCAGACAGAAACAAGUUGUGGAAGAAAAGCCGUAGGGCUCUUGAAAUUGUGGUGCAGCUGUUAGCAACAAGAGCAAUAAGGGAGCCUCUUGAAGAUGUGCGCGGCACUCUGAACUACUUAAUGGCCGAGUGGGUGGAGAUGUUUUGCCUAGAUCCAGAGUUUGAAGUCAUGAUCGGCAAAUUAGCAGCCCUGUCGAUGUCAGUUGAUCAUUUAUUUGCUUUAACUGAAGCCCUAGAACAAAGAUGCCGUGGAAAACAUCGCUCAAAAUGCAUUGAGUUUUUCAUCAAGCGUUUCACAUCAGAGGUUAAUCAAAUCAAUGAUCUGCGGAAUCUAGGAAAUGAAGCUCAGUUGCGUGCCGCCGAGGAACACUUGUCUGCUGGCUUCUUACAAUUAGCUGAUCUUCUGUCGGAUAAUCUGGAAUCAUGCAGAGAAUCUGUUCUUACUGCUUUCUCACUUAACCCCUCUGCUGAAUGUCUUGGAAGACUGGAAAAGUUAGCAGUAUCUAGUAAAAUGCUAAAGAAAGAACUUCUAGAUACGGGUCAGUCGGUUGAACAGUAUGUUCCCAUGGAAAUUAAAGUAGAGGAUGCUGAUACUGCUUCCACACCAAGUAAAGUGGAGGAUGGUAUUGAUACUGCUCCGAUUGAUCAGUCUCUACAAGAUGAUUUAAAUGUUGUUCUAAAAACUCCUCGUAAUCGGUCGUUAAAUUGGCAACUGCCAUGGUCAGAUCUCAAGAAGAGGUGUGAAGAACACAUUCAAGAAAUGACAAGAGGGGAGCGACCCUCAAUGAAGGAACUUAAGUACCUGGAACUAGACUACAGUCAGUUUAAGCACAUGCGAGCUGAAGAUGAUAAUCAUGAUGGCAUAGAGAAAGGCUAUGAAAUUGACAGUAGUACAGCGGAUGAAGACUGUGAUGAAAAUGGUGGUCAGAACCACAGAUCUCUGGAAGCAGGUUCCGAUGCAUCAUAUACAAUAAAGAAAAAAUCAAAACCAUCAGAGCCGACAGAUCCAAGAAUAAAGAAGAGCAAAGCACCAAGGACGCAAAAGCCUUAUCAUCAUCUAUCGCCUGAAGAGUGUAGAAGUAAACAUAACAUUAAUGAACUGCUUCUUAAGAAGAAAAGCCAAAGAAAACCCAAGGGUAAAACACCGAAGAGUGACGCCAAAAGGUCUAGGAAAUCAUCUUUCACCCAGUUUCAAGUUACUAGUCCUAAGGAUUUGGGCUGUGUCGGUUCACCUCCUGGUGGCAACUACCCACAUUUCCAAGAUUACCUCGCCAAGAAGAGCCCCAGGGACGAAGGGUCGCUGCAGUCCCUGCGGAACUUCCGGCACCCCAAGAAGGGCAUGGGCGGCCACGACCAACCGCUCCACAUGCUGGGCAAGCUGGGCAAGCUGGGCCCGGAGUACCACCAGUACUACCCCCUCACGUCCUACGACCACCUGCGGCCUGCGCAGCAGCAUACCACGGUGCAGGUUGUCCACGUGCCUGGGGCCGCGCCGCCCAGGACGCCCAACAGCACCAUCACCAGGCCGGAGGACGCGGAGCGCGCCGCGGCCUCCACGGACCAGGUCAACGCCACCACCGCGCUGCCGCAGUUCUCCACCGCCUUCGGCUCGAACCGCAUGGACGCGGGCCCGGCCGGCGGCAGCGGCGGCAGCGCCCUGAAGCAAGCCCUCCUCGCGCCGUCCCAGGGCGGCGACAAGCACGCCAAACUGAACCCCACGCCAGCGGCAUCGGCCGCUCAGGCGGCAGCGGGGUUUGGGUCCCACACCCAGCCGGCGGGGUUUGGGGCCCUUGCUCAUCCGCCGGGGUUUGGGACGCCAACGCAGUCUACGCAGGCCUCCCCUCUUCAGAGCACGCCUCUGCCUCCGCUUCAGGCGGUGCAGGCGCGCCCGACUCCUCUAUCGCCUACCUCGCUGCAGCCGCAGCCGGAGCCGCCGACGCAGCUUCAAGAUCAGCCGGCGGGCCUCCAGGGCCUCCAGCAGCAGCCUCCGCAGCUCCAGACUUUCGCGGUGGCUGGGGCGCCUCCGCCAGCGACCCUGUCGGCUGGUACACUCACAACGGCAGCAGCUACAACUCCUACAACGGCGCAGGUUAUAGUAACCACCAGCAGUGGCGGCCUUAUGAAUCCUACUCCACCUGGCCUGCUCCUGGUGGCCAGUACUACGGCCACGCCUACGCUCACGCCCAGCCAGUCUACCAGCAGCACUACCAGCAGCACCAGUACGUCGACGGGGCUGCCGGGGCUGGCUUUGGGCCGCAGCGUUGUCACGGUGAGCAGCACCAAGGCUCCUGCUGCGGCUGUGCUGGUUGCUGGGCUGACAGCGCAGCAAGCGCAGCACAGGCCGCCCGGUGCGUGUGGCCCGGUGCCCACACUAGUGCAGAGAACGUUUAGCGCGCCGCCGCUGGACAAGGCGGUCCGCGGCUCCGCCGUGCAGAUCGUGCAGGCCGUGGCGCAGGGUGCCAACGCCCCCACCAACGUGUCCCGGCCGCUGUACGCGUCCGCCAACGUGACGACGCACACGCCGCCCUCCGCCAACGACACCCUCAAGGAGCAGCUGCUGGAGUUCGAGUCGGUGCUGCACCACGUGCACACCACGCGGCAGCUCAAGGAACGCCAGUCGCUGGACGGCGACAACGACCCCAAGCCGCCGCAGCAGCCUCAGCCGCCCCAGCAGCCGCCCACUCCGACUUCGGCCACGGUGGUGCACACGGUCCGCGCCGUGCCCGUGUCCAUGGCGGUGCCCGUGUCCGGCGGCGUCCCCGUGUCCGUGGCGCUGCCCAUCAACGUGCACAAGGGCGGCAUCCCCAUCGCCGUCUCGGUGGCCACCGUGUCCGCCAACUCCACCUUGCCGACCGUGACGCUGAGCGCGCUGAGCGCCCCCAAGAAGAAGCCCAAGGUGGGUAAGACCCUGACGGUGGUGGCCGCGACGGGGUCGACCGUGGUGACCACGCCGCUGACGGUGGUGACGUCGCCCGCCCCCAACCCGCCGACCCUGACGGUGACGACGCACACGCAGACGACGGCCGACCCGCGCCACUUCAAGCCCAACAUCAUCAGCACCCUGGCCACGGCCAAGCACAUCGGGCAGAAGCCGGGCGAGGACGACCUGACGACGGCGAGGAUCAUGAACAUCCUCAAGGCGUACGACGAGCAGCUGCGGUGCUCCCCCGAGAUGAACAACAAGCCGGCGCCGCGGCGGCGCAACCAGGUGCAGCCCGGCGCCGCGUCCAGCCCCACCAGCAAGCGCAAGCACAAGAACAAGAAGGGCAGCGUCUCGGAGCUGAGCCCCGGCACGGACGACACGCACACCAUGGGCAGCGAGGACUCGAGCAUCGCGUCGCACUUCGCCGACGGCGUCAUGGACGUGAUGGAGGCCACCCCCACCAGCCCGCUGUCCACCUGCGACGACCGGUCGCUCGCCAGCACCGCCGCCACCUCCGGGGACGCGACGCCCGCGCCGGCCUCGACCGCGGUCACGUCCUUCGCCGGCGUCACCAAGGCCACCACCACCACCACCACGGAGUCCGCCGAUCUGGCUGCGGAGGCCGGGCCGAAGACCGGCAGUCCUGUGAAAGGGCAAGCGCCCGCCCUGGUGAAGGUGCAGACGCCUCCCAAAGUACAAGUGGUGACCAAGGUGCCCCAGCUCACCCCCACGUCCAUGCCCCAGCCGCAGCCACAGCCCAAGACUCCAGCCCCUGUGGCAGUGUCCACUUUGCUUCCAGUUGCACUGUCCAUUCCGACCACAACGAAGGCUACUUCACCACCCAAAAUUGUGACUACGACUGCAGGGAAAGUUCAGGUGCUUACCAAAGUGUCGCCACCUCAGACUCCUCCGUCACUUCUCAAGACGACACCCUUGCCCAAAGUUCGCUCAAUGGUGAAGACGCAACCUCUGCCAAAAGUCCAACAACUUGCUCCGCUUGUCAUGUUGUCAACCACCAAGCCUGGUGAAACAUUGUUGGCAUCUCCGCAGGGAGUGGUGGUUCAAACUUCAAAGGAGAACCAAAUUUUCACUGUGUCCAGCAGAGUCAUCCAGUCUGUUGAGACAGUCAAGCCCUCUGAAAAUUCUGCUGUGGAUACUGCACCUCCUCUGCAAGUAACGGAUCAAAUUUUGCAGUUGGCUCCAGCAUCGAAUCAAGUUUCUCAAUUAGAGCGAGCUUUACAAUCCAAGCAUGUAACGCAGACGCCUCUCCUGGCAAGGGCUCUGAAAACACCGACAACGCACUUGCCCACCACUUUUACUGGUAUAUUGAGCACGACUACAAGAUUAAGUAUUGCUCAGCCCACAUCUACUGUCCAACUGAGAACCCUCUCAAAGGUGUCUGAAAGUGAAGUCUCACCUGUGGAUAGAGCGAAAUUGCAGAGUUCUGACAUGCCUGCAGCUGUUUCUCAACUCAGCCAAACUGUUCAAAUAGUAAAUGUCAAAGCUGAAGAAUUAUCACCGAAAUCAUCCCAGCCUGUGAAACUGAGUCAGUCCCCGCAAUCUUCUGAUUUGCAUCAAGGGCAGGUAAUGCCACUUCAACCAGAAACUUCACUCUUCAAUCCCAUGACAGAAGCUGUGCCUUCCUCAACUUCGACAACGACUUCUACAACGAUGAUGACUCAACAGGUUCCAACUACACCAGUAGUCAUGCUACCUGCCACAUCUGUUGAACUGCAGUUGCCACAUAAGGCUGCUUCUUCUGUUGUCGAGCCUUCUCAGUGCAAUAGUGAUUUAAUGAGCCAAUCACAUCAACAGUCUAACGGAAGCCUUUUGAUCCUGACCUCUCCGCAACCAGAAAAUGUUUCUCCAUCUUUACACCCUACAACAGAUGUGCUUCCUGGUACUCACCUUGUUCAGCUGGCAUCUCAACAACAGCCCUCUGAUACUGGAAAACAGGAGCCACUUCUUUCAUUAGAAAAAACACAGCAAGUUGCAGAAGAAGUUUUACAAGUACCGCAGUCAUCUGCUCAGCUUUCAGUUUCCCCAGUUCAGCUGGCUCCUCCUCCACAGAUGCAGCAAACAACUCAAAUCGUCAAGUCAUUGAUGCAAGAGCAAUUGACAUCACAGGCUGUACAACAAAUCCAGCUUGGUCCUCAAGAUGUAGCAGCUUCAGCAGGGCAAGGUCUAGAAGACCAAAUAACUUCUCAUAUUUUACAGCAAGAAACGCAGGCGGACCUACUGCAGCCCACUUUGCAGAUGGAGUCAGCAUCUGAAGGACUUCAAGCGAUGUCUCAAACCCAAUUGGCGUCUCCCAUACCUCAAACAAUGCAGCAGAUUCUGGAACCACUGCCUCAAGCUCAGCUCAACUCCCAGAUUGUUCAUUCACUGACUCAAGAGCAGAUUCUUCAGCCUGGAUCCCAAAUGCAACAAAACGCCCAGAUACUUCAAAUUUCAUCUCAGGCACCUCCGACUUCUACAAUUGUCCAGACUGUCUCGCAAGUUUCACCUAUAUCACAAAUUGUGAUACCAACCUCACAGAUUCUGCAAACCACUUCUCAGGCUCAGUUGGUUGAUACUGCUCAGAUGUCACAAAUUAUGUCCUCGGCACCACAAUUGGUACAGUCUCUUCCGCAGCUUGUGCACAGCUCUAAGUCAACGCAACCUUCUCAGCAGAGAUUUGGAAUCCAACCAGUCCAACUAUCGACCACUCCCACUGGGCAAAUAAGAAGAAUAGUCACCGGGGAUUGCACUCCACAGCUUGUCCAGAUUGCCCAGCCUCAGCUUAUUCAAAGCCAGCAGCUGCAGCCGGCUCCACAGUUGUUGAUGCCACCUUCAUCGCAAGCGGUAACGGUGUCUUUAGCUGGACAGUAUACACCGCAGAAACCAAUGGAUACUGAUGAAGCCAAAGUUAGCUCUCCUACAAAGCAGAGUAUAGUCCCACUCUACAUGGUUCCUUCAUCUUCUGCUUCACAGUUACCUGUUAUGAUCUCUUCUGCAACAGGAAUGGUCCAUGUCAAUCUGGUCAACUCUCAAGCUGGGCCUGUUGUUGUUAGGCAGGUCUCUAAACAAGAUGGCAAGAUGACGAGGGACUCAUCUCAUGACAUUAUUUCUGUGAUCAGUUGUGAUUCUAGUCAACCAUUGUUACUGUCAUCCAUCCAACAACUUUUUAGUGGUAAUGCCCCUGUUGUUUCAACGAGUCAUAUGGGUGCUGCCAUGACCUCUCAAACUACUGCGGCUGUUGUGGCCUCCCCAGCGCCAAUGUUCAGUGUGGCUAAUGUGGAUUCAUCUGUAGUGACUGAUACUUCUGUUCUGACUCUGAACUCUGCACCUGUGUCGAGUGAGAUCCCUGUCAAUGUGAGCAGUCUGAUUUCAAGCUCAGUCAGUCCCAGUCAGUUGUUUCCCACCCCCAAUCAGACAACAGCAUCUGCACCAAUCUUAGAGGCCCCAGCACCUGCUCCUGCGUCCACUCAAGCUUCGCCAAGAGCAGUCACUCCGUCAUCAGCUAGCAGCAUUCCGCCACUGACCAAUACGUCCCCAACUAGUGCUCCAAACAGGCCAACGACACUGCUGGCUCUGCAACAGCAAAUGCAAAUGCAGCAGCGAAGCAAGCAACUUCAAGAGCAAGAGGAAAAGCAACAGAAAUUACAUCUGAGGCGUUAUACCCAGCAACAUCAGCAGCCUCAGCAGCUUGUUUCCCAGGCUGAUGUGACUCCUCUGCCACCUGCAGCCCAAGAAAUACCACAAAUAGCCCAACUUGAAUCUCCAACACAACCACUGCCUGGUAUUCAGCCAACAACUCAAGUUGCAGUUCUUCUUACUCAGCGAGAGGCCAGUAAGUCGCCACCAAAGCAGCCAACUCGAAUCAAUGUGUCUCCGCAGAAAGCAGAAGGUUCUGAUAAAGUUGCUGUCAUCAUUCCGAGAACUAAGAGCCGCCCAACGUUGCUUUCAAGUCCGCCACAGUACAAGACCACAGAGCCUAAGCACUUGCGCCAUCUUCUUGACUCUCCACCUGCUCCUCUACCACCACUGUAUCAGACAGCGCUCAGAAGACCAAGCAACCUUACUACACCUUCCUUGCCAGCUGUAACUGACCAGGUAAAAGUUGCAUCUUCACCUGUAAAACAAGAGGAUCAACCAAAAGUUGAAAAUAACCAGGUGAAACAAGAAGACGUCAAACCUGAUGUUACUGCUGAAUCUGUCGGAAGUGCUGUUCAGAAUGCUGAGUCAAGUGAACUUGCUGUGAAGCCAUCUGGAGAAGGUACUGCACCCACUCUGUCCCCAUUAAAGCAAUCUGGUGUUGCUGCAGUUCCACAAGAAAAGCUAUCUGCUUCAUCUGAGGAGUUACCCAUGCCACAGCCUACAGAAGAGGUUCUGCCAACUUCUCUUCCAGAGACACCACCCCCAGAUUGUAAUUCAGAUAAACUGUCUUCUUUGUCCCCUGAGAAAUUACCUGGCAGUUUAACACCUGAAAAGUUGCAAUUACCCAUUGCGUCGCCAAUAAGAAGACUAUCUUUUGAAUCAUCCAGUGAUAAAUUGCAAUUAACUCCAGAAAAGCAAAUGCCGAUGCCCCUGUCUUCGUUAUCUGUGGAGAAGGGAUCUCCUUUGUCUUCUCCUGAAAAACUUUCUACGUCAUCAGUGUCAGAAUUGUCUUCACCUACGCUUGUACCUCUGAGAGUACUGCCUGCAACUUCUCCCGAGAAGCAGUUACUGCAAACACCCAAGUCAUCAAAAUCUUGUCCCCAGUCUUCCUUCAAAAAUUCUUCUUUAAAAGGAAAGAAAUCUCCUAAAAUUUAUGCAGUUUCUAAAACAAUUGCCAAGCAGACUACACCUUUGAAAAUUCCUCAGAAGCUUGCAUCGAGUAAGUCUCAGCAACUAACAUCAAACAUGAAAUCAAUGGUACUGACUCAUAGUGGUUUAGAAUCUUUAACGUCCAUCAGUGAUGCAGUAGUGCUGGGACAGUCUGAAAACCAGAGUGAAAGUGAAACGCUGUUUAUCAGAGCUAAUGUCCCUCAACCAUCCCCUACUAAAGUAACGGAUGGCGGCCCAACUCUUGAUGCGGGAUCCACCACCCCAGGAAGUGUGAAAGUAAUCGCUGCCAAAAGUGGCGAUGCCAACUAUCAAAGACUAAUUGAACUGCCAGAAGGAACUCGAAGGCCUCAAUCCCAGCUUCCUAAAUUGAACCUUCUCGCCAAGUUGACUGCAACCCAGGCUUUGCCACAAGCUUUGCCACAGGCUUUGCCACAGGCUUUGCCACAGGCUUUGCCACAGGCUUUGCCACAGGCUGUGCCACAGGCUGUGCCACAGGCUUUGCCACAGGCUGUGCCACAGGCUUUGCCACAGGCUUUGCCACAGGCUUUGCCUCAGGCUUUGCCACAGGCUUUGCCACAGGCAGUGCCACAAGCACCCAUCGCGGAGGCGCCACCACUAGCACCUAUGUCUGCAGCCAAACCAAUUGAACCAUCCACUCAGAAGUCAUUUCAGCUUAUCGAUGAUACAAGUGCAAACUCUAAAGGCUUGCUCUCUGAACUGCCUGCUCAUCUGCUGCGUUUGGAUACAAAGCCUCUAAGUUCUCCUGAAGUCCGAGUGUAUCCACCGUCUCAAGGAAGUCUGGAUUCUGACAAAGUUGGUACCAAAUCGAAGUUGCCCGCAGUGAGUCCAGUGUCAGCCCCUCCAUUGCUGUUGACAUCCACGAGCAGCCCGACCAAGUCCACUCCGGCAGUGCAGGUGUCUUACUCUGCACUCAAGUCAUCUGCCUUGAAGAUUCAAACUCCGACCCAGGCUUGUGUUCCAUCAUUAACCACUGCCCCGCUUCAAGUGCCUAAGCCUCCUUCAGCAAAGGCCCAAGCUGUCACGCAUGAACGUCAGACAUUACUAAUUCCUGACACUUUUUCAAAAUUGCAAACUGCACCUCCUGCUCAAACAGUUCAGAAUACUAGUCCCAUCUCAAGUACUUCAAAGGGUCCCCAAGAAGAUGUGUCGGUUAAUGUGACUCCCCGACCCAAGCGCCAGCGCAAUAGGAAACGAAGUUUUCCUCGUCCUCAAGAGAAAGAGAGCAGCAGCCAGAGCAGCAAUGUUGAGCCGGACUCAAAACUUCAGCAACCAUCUCCAAAAAAGGUAGAUUCUGAGACCACCCCCACAAAACGAUCCCCAAAGAAGAAGGACAACACUGGAAAUCCAACUGUUUCUCCAGAAAUUGUGUCUCAACAUUUGAGCGACACAAUCAUGAGAGUGUCGCUAGGGGAGGAUGAAGAGGAGGCCAAUGCAAAUGAAGAAGUAAAUCCUCCACUGGUCAAAGAUGAAUUUGAAGACCAGGAGAAAAUUCCAGUGGAGGUUGCAGUCGCUGCCCUCUGUGGAGAGGACAUUGAAAGUGCCAAAGACUUUAUUGAGGGUAACUUACAAGGGGAUGUGGAUGCCAGGAGUGCCAUCACCCUCCUACCGGCAGACCCAUCAGAGAGCACUGAAGAGUUGAACUUUUUUAGGAACGUUGUUGAUAACAUUCCUGAUGCAAAUGCUACACCUGGUUUAGAAAAUGACGGCACUGUUGACUCAGUCCCUCUUAAAGACAACAAAAAUAAUCCUGUCAUAUCAUCCAUUACUACUUGUACAGUUGCAGAUGCCACAGACAUAGACCAUUCAUUAAAGAAGGAAUCUAAUCUAGUCUCAGAAAGCAAAGAAGAAGAAACUGUUCCCUCAAGAAUUGCUCUCAAACGGAAGGCAAUUGGAUCUCAUUCUGGUUCAUUUUCAGAGCACUCUAGGUCUCUUUCAGGAAGUGAUGAUCUGAGUAUGGAUAAAACCAGCACAAGUGACAUCUUCCCUGAAACGGACAUCCUCUUUGAAACAACUUUGUCUCCAUCAUUUUUGGGAGAAAUUGCACAACUGUCUCCAACUAAUAGUCAAGAUGCAGUUUGUGCUAGUCCUGAACCACAUGAAAAAAGGAAGAGAGGACUUACCAUGAAGACUUUGCCAAAACAAGAGCCAGACGAAAGUAAAGGAGGAACCAAAGCUUUGUCUUCAAUCGGUAGCCUAGGUCAAUUCAAUGGAGGAAAUUCAAGAUCUGAAAUGAGUAUCGGGGACUCCUUCAAACAUACAGUAAUAAAGCAAGAAUGCUCCUACCUGGAUUCACCCAUGCUUGAUAAUCCAGUGGCACACAUGUUAGACGAUCAAGAAACUAUGUCUAAAACCAACCAAACCUUGACAUCUUUAGCUGGCUCAAGUACAGUGUCAGGUUUCUUUUCGUUGAAGUCUGGGUCUUCUGGAGAUGAAGCUAGCUGGGAAAAAGAAACGCUCUUUCCUAACCAGGCAUCAGACAAUGAAGAGGAGCCAUUUUGGAGCCAAGCCCUUACAUCUGGCGUUGACAUAGACCUAAGCCAAGAGGGAGACACCAAUAGCUCAUCUACGCCAAGUGAAACUCUCUCAAAGAGUGUCAAGUCAUCUGGGCGAGGUAGCUCUCAACGUUCAUCAAUAUCUCAAACUAGAAAAGCUGGUGUUAAGCGGAAAGAUGACAGUGCAAGUAGUCCUAGUCAAAAACAAGUGGGAGAGAAAAGAAAACGUGUGAGCUCUCUUACAUCUAACGAAGAAGACGAAGGUAAUUCUAAAUAUGGUCAAGUUUUGAGGUCCUCUGUAACAAAGCCUACCCGAAGAGAUGUUGUCCGUAGUGCACCUUCAAAGGAAGACACAAUACAGCGUCGCGUCUCUACUCGCACUCACAAGCCAGUUACCAAGUUUGAUGACUUAACUAAGAAGACAAAGCCUUCACAAAAUAAGCAGCCUCCUAAAACAGUCACUAAUAAGAAAAAGUAAUAUUUCAUUUUUUGGAAAUUGCCCUUUUAUUGUUGCUAGAAAUCUAUCAAAUUGUAUUUGAAAAUGUAAGUAAAAUUGUACUGAAUAUUGUAAUUUUUUUUUUAACUUCAAAUGUUACUCUAUUUAUAAUUGUUUGAGAAGUUUCCUGGAAAGUACUUAUAGCCAUAAAUUCUUGAGCACUGAAUUGCUGAAGUCCAAUGUGAGCAUUUCCCUCAGUGUUAGAUGUAAUUGUGAUGUAGUCAAUGAUGUACUCUUUGUAAGUAAGUUACAUUCUAGCUUAGGUGCUGUACAGAAUUUUUCAUUUCGCUGCCAAAUGUAGGUCAUUUUAAAUCAAGUUUCUAUUGUUAUUGAGAAUUAUGUGGGAAAUUUAAGGUUGUGCUAAUAAUUGAUUUUGUUACAUUAUUGUAAAGGAAUUUAUGAGUGUUACUUGAUAGGGCAUGUUUGCCUAUGCUUCAUUUCCUGGAACUUCAUGAUGGAGUGAGUUCAGAGGCAUUGUCAUAGUCAUAAAUGUGUCACCGUUUAGCCAAGUAAUUAAUACUUAUAACUUCUAAUGUGUUCCCAACAUGAUAAAAUAACCUCUUUUGUUUUAAAUCGUGAGGCUUGAUUUAAACAUUAGCCCAAUGAAUGUACCAGUAUUAAACAUCUUGGACAAAUUUCCUUUGUACUCAGGUAUGUGAUUUUAUUACCAUUCUUCACAAAUUUUGUUAUGCUAUGUUUAGAAUUGGAAAUUCAUUGGAAAUCUUUACAGAUUAGUUAAUUUCAAUACCACAUAUCAAUGUAAAUUGUAUUUGUCAUAUUACUAAUGUUCAAAAUAUCAUCUGUUAGAAUCUGCUCUGGUCUGAUGGCCUGACUAGCUUUGUGUGUAGAUUAGAGCUUUGUAUCAACUUUGGUCUCAUUUUAAAAGCUGACUCAUAUAGCUACAAAAAUUUAAAUCAAGUAGAAUGGAUACAAUUAAGUCUUUUUGCCUUCUAGCGCCAUUAUAAAAUCAUGCUCAUUAUGUGUUUUCCUUCUAUAGAUGUUAGUCUAUUGUGGAUGUGAAUGGGAUGUACAGGUAGCCUCCAUUGAUGACUUUACUCUCAGGAGGUCAAGUUCUUAUAUUAUAAUUGUAAGUUUGUAUGCGUUAAUAAUUUAGUUCAACUUAAAGUGAGGCAAGGUCAGAGGAACUUGAAUGAGUGAACAAUGACCAACCUUGCCAAGUUGUCUUUUCUUGAUCUCUCCGCAUUGCUGUUCCAUCUAAUAGUUAAUUCUUUAUUUCCUUUUUUAAUUAAAAAAAUAAUGGUGCUAUUAUCUGAAUAAAGGUACAAAUUUAUUGACUGCAACUUUUCAACUUAUCUUUGUUUUUUCUUUUUGAGGUUUUGCGACUGCAGUGGUAUUACAGAUUUGCACAUUGCUUCAAAAACGUAGGUUCCACAAUAUACGUAGUGGUGUGUAAUGAUAUUGAUUCAUUCGUUAUGUAGUUGUUUUAUUAUUAUUUUUUUAUUUUGACCGUCCUUGCCAAUAGUUCAGCUAGUGUAUAAACUUAAUUUUUCCCACUUUCCUAUACCUCAAGGAAUGUGUAAACUUGAACUGUACAGGGCGUCAUAUAUCUUGACCUAGAAUACUUUUUAGACUCUCCCAUUUUAACCAUGUUUUGAAGCUCAAAAUUCAACUUGUAGCUCAUGCACAUGCUCUUUGGCUUUUACUUUUAAUUUUGUUUGGAGGAAGAUAGAAUUGCAGUCUAGUGUCAGUAACUUUUGAAACCCAGCCUAUUUUGAAGUGUAUUUGCAUUCAGAUUUACUUAAUCGUUUCAGAUAUUUCAGUCAUUUGUUAUUGUAUUUGGAGUUUUCCACAUAUGUGUUCAUCAUUAAGUUGUAGUCCUUACCCAAGUACAGUAUUUUAACGACUGUUCCAUAAAUUGUUCCAAUUUCAGUGUUAGAAUUGUUGUAUACAUUGCCUUCUUGUUUUCUGUACUCUUCAUUGAAAUAGUAUGAGUAUGAAUGCUUGUCUAAUGGCCAUUUAGUCAUCAUUACUAGUUUUAGGUUGGUCAUUUGGAUUGUUUUUCCUCUUGGAUUUGACACAAUAUAGAGUUGCAGGACUGCACACAUGUAUUGAAAGGAAUAAAAAUGAUUUUUGCAAUGUCUCAGAAAACUUUUUUGUUUCAGUGCAUUACUUAGUUGGUAUUGUAAUAUAGAUGAUAUCUGGUCACAUCCUUUGUUUUAGUUCAAUGUUGAGUUGCCAUGCUGGUGCCCCUCUUGUUAAUACUGUACACAUUACCUGUAUUUUUGUACAUAAUUAAUCUUAAUUGUAUAUUGUAAAUUAAAAUAAACAAAAAAUGCUGUGAAAAAUAUUUUAAAUCUGUAAAUGACCUAAGUAAAUAUAGUGUUAAAGUAUGGCAUAAAAUAAAUUUUCAUGAUGGUAUUAAAAUUAUGUGUCAUGUGUGUUAGUUGUCAUGUGCUUUUAGCAUGAUUGAAAGCGGUUUUCAAUUAAAUGCUCUGUAGAAUGGUUGCGCUCAGACAUUGAUCCUCUUUAUUAUGUCUUAUUUUGUCUGAGGGCAGCUGAUCCUAUAGGUCAUUGCUUGAAAUAAAACAAUUCAUUUAUAUUGAA
Molecule: messenger RNA, 14299 nt
Organism: Thrips palmi
Lineage: Eukaryota; Metazoa; Arthropoda; Insecta; Thysanoptera; Thripidae
Product: mucin-17-like
Exons: 13
Coding region: 257-11716 (3819 amino acids)
Source: RefSeq, a predicted model, not a curated record